AUGCACCCAGCGUCCGGUGUCCUCCUCGUGGCCGCCCUCGCCCUCCUGCACCGUGCCGGCGUGGCCAGGCACCUGCCCGGGACCGCGUCCGAGCCGGGACCGCGCCCGUGCCUCCGCCGCUCGCAGGGCCUGCUGCAGGCCGUCGACCUCACGCUUCGGACGGCCAGACAAAUCCUGGAGCUUUACCCUUGCACUGCAGAAGAGAUUGAUCAUGUAGACAUCACAAGGGACAGGACCAGUACGGUGACGGCCUGCCUGCCCCCAGAGCUCAUCAAGAACGGGAGCUGCCUGGUUUCUGGAGAGACGACUGUCCUGAUUAAGGGGAGUUGCCUGGCCGCCGCAGAGCCGUCUGAGAACAUGACCCUGUGCCUGAGCAGCAUCUACGAGGACUUGAAAACGUACCGGGUGGAGUUCCGGGCCUUGAAAGAGCAGCUGUGGAUGGACCCCGAGAGGCAGAUCUUUCUAGCUACAGACAUGCUGGAGCCCAUGGAUGCCCUGAUGCGGGCUCUGAAUUCCGGCAGCGAGGUGGCGCCGCAGCAACCCUCCUUGGAAGAGCCCAAUUCCUAUAAGAUGAAGAAGAAGCUCUGCAUCCUCCUCCAUGCCUUCAGAAUCCGCGCGGUCACCAUCGACAGAGUGAUGAGCUACCUGAGCGCCUCCCAGUAGGACGCGGCUCCGCCCCUGCAGAGUGACCCUGGAUAAGCUGUUCUGUACUGAAGUAGCCAUGGCAACAGACACUCCCUAUUAUUUAACAGUAUUUAUUGAUCUAUUGAUAUUCAGGAGAGCGUGAACUAACUUAUAUUUAUUUAUAUUCUAUUUAUUAUAAUGUAUUUAUCC
Perognathus longimembris pacificus (Pacific pocket mouse) is the source of this 834-nucleotide messenger RNA. RefSeq names its product interleukin 12A (gene Il12a). Gene Ontology annotation, biological process: immune response. Gene Ontology annotation, cellular component: extracellular region. The record is from RefSeq and is a predicted model, not a curated record. The transcript is spliced from 7 exons. Bases 1 to 663 code for a protein of 220 amino acids. Gene Ontology annotation, molecular function: growth factor activity; interleukin-12 receptor binding. Lineage: Eukaryota; Metazoa; Chordata; Mammalia; Rodentia; Heteromyidae.